AAUAUCCUAAUAUACCAGAAACAGCUAGAAUACCUUUAAAAUCUUGUACCUGUGACGGAUUCAUAUAAUUUACAUUGCAUGGUAUACUACUGUUAUAAUAUGUUAAUCUACGCAAAUGAUCAGUUGGAGUUUUAAACUAAAGGGAUAUUUUAAUGGAUAAUCCAGCCGGACCUCAAGUACAAUAUAAAAGCAGUGACACGGAGACUGUUUACUCUAACGCUCAUCUGUUUGGCAAUAGUUCGAACACCAAAAUGAAAACUCGAGCACUGUAUACUGCAGUCGUCAUUCUUGUUGUGGUCGUUGUAGCUUUAGCCAUUGCCCUGGCACUUGUAGCAACAGAUAAUCAACAAGAUCAACAAGACAACGACGCUACGUCAUCCGGACAGACAGGGGGAGGUAACUCUGAUUGGCCGGUACCCGACUGCUCGUACGCCGUCACAAACCUGGACAAAGCCAAAUGCGUUCUUGACAGCUACCCUCUUGUGGAUGGUCAUAAUGAUCUACCGUACCGAUACCGAAAGUUUGCCAAUGCGUCGGUAUACACCGUGGACUUGAGAGAUGACCUUAGGGUCGUGUGGAACACAUCAUUAUCCCAUACAGACAUUCCACGCUUAAGAAAGGGAAAAUUGGGAGCACAGUUUUGGGCAUGCUAUGUUCCAUGCGCUUCCCAAUACAAAGAUGCCAUCAGAUUGUCCCUGGAGCAAUUGGACGUCAUUAAGAAAUACGUCACAAAGUACCCGGAUACGUUUCAGUUUGUAACCACGGCUCAAGGAAUAUUAGAUGCAUUUAAAGCAGGGAAAGUCGGGAGCAUGGUCGGAUUAGAAGGGGGUCACUCUAUAGACAGCAGCCUCGGAACUCUACGAAUGUUUUACGACCUUGGUGUGCGAUAUAUGACCGUAACACACAGCUGUAAUACACCUUGGGCUGACAACUGGAUAGCAGAUACUACCAAUUAUAAUGUCACCAAAGACGGAGAAAAGCACGAUGGACUUACAGACUUUGGAAAAAAAGUUAUAUUGGAGAUGAACCGACUUGGCAUGCUCGUAGAUCUUUCUCAUGUUGCAAAGCAAACCAUGAUAGACGCGCUAACAAUUGCCAAGGCCCCUGUAAUCUACAGUCAUUCGUCAGCAUUUAAAAUCUGUAAUCACUACAGAAACGUUCAGGAUGAUGUUCUCCAAAUGACGAAAAGCAACGGUGGAGUUGUGAUGGUGAAUUUCUAUGACUUGUACAUCAACUGUCCACCAGAUAACACUUCAGUCGCAACAUUGUCACAAGUGGCAGAUCAUAUAGACUACAUUAAAAACUUGAUAGGUGUGGACUAUGUUGCAAUAGGGGCAGACUACGACGGUAUUCCAUCACUGCCCAAGGAUCUAGAGGACGUGUCUACGUACCCGGCAUUGUUCGCUGAGCUCAUUAGACGCGGCUGGGGAAUGGAGGACCUGCAGAAAUUGGCGGGAAAAAACCUUGUCAGAGCGUUCAUGCAAGCUGAAAAGGUCCGCGAUGAGAUGUCAUACAUGGAUCCAUACGAAGAUAUUCUUCCAGAAAAUGAAAGAUGGCCGCAAAACAAGUGUCGAACAGACUUUUAAUGUAAAAACUAAAAGAAUCUCAGUUACUCAGAACUAGAAACCAAUGUAGACAGUCUAGGGGAUAUGCUACGUCAUUGUGAUUUUGGACUGCUAAGACGUUAGGAAAUUGUGAAUUUGAACUGCCACCGCGAUACAUUUUUUGAUACGAUAAAGGUGUUAAAAUUGCAUUUAUUAAACCGACUUUGGGCCAAAAGCAGGCGCGUGUCCCAUACACGAAAAAACCAACAUAGUGGCUUUGCGACCAACAUGGAUCCAGACCAGCCUGCGCAUCCGCGCAGUCUGGUCAGGAUCCAUAUUGUUCGCUUUCAAAGCCUAUUGCAAUUAAAGAAAACGUUAGUGAACAGCAUGGAACCUGACCAGACAGCGCGGAUGCGCAGGCUGGUCUGGAUCCAUGCUGGUCGCAAAGCCACUAUGUUGGUUUUCUCAUGGCGCGGCUCUUUCACAACAUUACAACUCCAUAUUGCUCUCUCAUAAUUAAUCUGUUAAUGUUACAUUUACACGUGCAGGGUUUUCACGUGCAUUAACAACCAAAAAUGUUAUUAUUACAACUCGAAAUAAACCUAUUUCUGACAUGAGUUUCCAACAUUUAGAAUCUUAUAUGAUUUACUCCCAUCGGAAAAAGCCAUCAAAGUUUGAACGGAAAUUAUAAUCUUCGAAUGGGAAAUGUUCAAGUAAGAAAUUGAGUGGCCACACUGCAGAUAAUCACGCACUGAAAAAACACACACACACACACACUACAAUAUGUAUGAGCCGCACCAUGAGAAAACCAACAUAAUGCGUUUUGAAAGCGAACAGCACGGAUCCUGACAAGACUGCGCGGAUGCGCAGGCUGGUCUGGAUCCAUGCUGGUCGCAAAGCUACUAUGUUGGGUUUCUCAUGGCGCGGCUCAUUCGCUGACACAUGUGCAUGACGUAUAUGCGGUAUGUUUUAUUCGGACGCAUAUUGUUUUCUUUGUGUUGUUAUAAUUAUACUUUUUGUCCAGAACGUUUUUAGAUAUUUCGAAAAUCCAAGUUUUUAUUCUUGUUUCUUUAUAUAUGUUUAUAUUGUUAACAGAUAAUUUUGAGCAGUGCAACAUAUAAUGUUAUAUUUGUCAAAGAGGAAGAGAAACGUUGUAUUCUCACAACUGACAGUGUUCUUUUACUUCUGCGUACGUUUUUACAUGUUAUAGUUGUUUUUGUAUCCUCGACCCAGUCUUUGUUAAAAAAUGCAUUUAUCAUUUUUAAGACUUUAUUUUAGCUUAAUUAAUUGCGACCAUAUGGCUUUACAUUUUAUGCUGAAAACAGAUGAAACAGUUGUCCAAAUAGAUGUUAAGCAUAAAUAAAUGGUUAGAAAAGUGCUACUUUUAAUGCUGCAUAUGAACUUUUACAGUUAUAGCUAUAAAGGGAAUAGAUUCAAUAUAACUUCCUAUUAUAACGGAAAAUGUGGCUGUCAUAUUUUAAACAAAGGCAUUAUUACCCAUUAAAUUUUUUAUGAAUCACUGUUGAGUCCGCUAAGUGGAAAACAGUGGAACUCGAACCCAAGCCUUGAUUGAGAGGUCGACACCUUACGCGUUAUAUCACCGCUUCUUUUUAUCUUUUUAGGAAUAUAAAUCACGUCGUCUCUAGAUUUCUUAAGCCCCCACUCACCAACUCACCCCCCCCCCCCCCCCCACAAUUAACUUGUUUUUGAAUGCAUUGAGUAAUUUUGUAAACUAAAAUCUCCCCCCCCCCCCCCCCCCCACCCCACCCACCACAAUUAACUUGUUUUUGAAUGAAUUGAGUAAUUUUGUAAACUAAAAUGUUUCCGAAACUCUGAUUUGACAUUAAUGAAAGACACUAAAAUCAGAAAAAAAUUCACCUUUAACCUCAAGUUGUCCGGUAUAGUUUUACGUUGUUUGAUAUGUUUUUUUUUUUAACUUUUAAAGUUGCUUAAUUUGAUUUUAGUAUCUAGUAAUGAAUUUGUUUGAAUUUUUUACCCUGACAUCUCCGGCAUUAUUUACAUUUAUUUAGGACCGCCGCGAAGUUAGGGCUUAAUACAUGUUAGAUUUACGUUAGAGGUAUUUUUGAAGAUUCAUUUUUCAUAUACUGGUGCCCCGCUAAGGCAGGUCUAUUUAACCAGAAAAAUUAUUUUACAUAAGACAUGUUUAUUACAUUUGUCGAAUAUUUACAUAUUUACAAUUAAAAUUAUAAUAUACUGUACGAAAGGUGAAAUAUGUCAAAAUGUAGCUUAAUUGUGAUUGACCACGUUUAAAGUUCAUACCAAAGAUACAGGCUUUGAAUUUUUAGACAUUACUUUAACGUUAUGUUUCUGUGUUAUUUACAGUUUUGUGUUUAUUAAACAGAUUUUUAAAAA
This is a messenger RNA of Mercenaria mercenaria, 3917 nucleotides long. RefSeq names its product dipeptidase 1-like. The coding region runs from base 153 to 1586 and encodes 477 amino acids. Lineage: Eukaryota; Metazoa; Mollusca; Bivalvia; Venerida; Veneridae. The transcript is spliced from 11 exons. Gene Ontology annotation, biological process: proteolysis. The record is from RefSeq and is a predicted model, not a curated record. Gene Ontology annotation, molecular function: metallodipeptidase activity.